AUGCCGUGGGUUCCACCGCAUCGAUGUGACCCUGCCUACAGUCCGCACUCUGCAGCGCCCGUGAGCGCCCGUGAGCGCCCGUGCUUCGUGGGGUGGGGGUGCACCGCGCUUCGGGCGCGCGCGCUGGAGGCGCUUGCGGAGUGCGAGCGGGAGCGGGAGCGGGAGGAGCGGGCGCUGGAGGUGGAGCGGCAGCGGCGGCUGGGGCCGGUGUACGCGCGGCGCAGCAAGGCGAUCGAGGGGAUCGCGGGGUUCUGGGGGAUCGUGCUGACGCAGCACGGGGAGUUCGCGAACUACGUGCGGGCGGCGGACUGGCGGUACGUGGAGGCGAUCCGGCGGGUGGAGGUGGAGUGGGCGGGGGCCGGGGCGUGGGACUUUGCGAUCACGGUGGAGUUCGGGGAGGUGGAGGGCAGGCUGCGGGCGCAGAGCGUGAGGAAGCAGUUCACGGUGGGGGAGGACGGGGAAGUGCGGAGCGCGGCGGUGGAGAUGGAGUGGCCGAAGCGCUACGACGGGACGUUCUUUGCGUGGUUCCGGUGGACAGGCGAGCGGCCGGGCGAGGAGUUUGCCAACGGCGACGAGCUGGCCAGGCUGUUCAGCGAGGAGCUGUUCCCGUACUGUGUGAGGUACUAUGCGGAGGCGCAGAGGGACGUGGAGGAGGAGGAGGAGGAGGAGGAGGAGGAGGAGGAUAUGUAUUGA
Messenger RNA from Eremothecium gossypii ATCC 10895, 693 nucleotides. Its product is annotated as AER458Cp. The record is from RefSeq and is marked provisional. Gene Ontology annotation, biological process: nucleosome assembly. The transcript is spliced from 2 exons. Gene Ontology annotation, molecular function: histone binding; chromatin binding. Bases 1 to 693 code for a protein of 230 amino acids. Gene Ontology annotation, cellular component: chromatin; nucleus. NCBI's taxonomy places the organism in Eukaryota, Fungi, Ascomycota, Saccharomycetes, Saccharomycetales, Saccharomycetaceae.